CACAGUUUGCGGCACUCCUAACUACAUUGCUCCCGAGGUGCUUCAGAAGACGGGACAUAGCUACGAGGCAGAUGUAUGGGCCAUAGGUUGUGUGCUGUAUGCCCUUCUAGUAGGCCGUCCACCAUUUGAAACAGCAACAUUGAAGGAGACAUAUAUGAGAAUCACAUCAAACAAAUACAAUGUUCCUGCCCACAUAUCAAAUGAGGCGAGAAACUUAAUUAGGAAGUGCCUCAAUCCGCACCCCGACCAGCGCCCCACUCUGGACCAGAUUAUGCAGGACGAGUUCCUCGUCUACGGCUAUAUUCCCAAAGUCUUGUCUGGGGCUUGCUGCACCUGUGCGCCAAAGUUCCCAGUUAUUGAAACAUUAUCAAGUAGUCGUCCCAAGUCCUAUGCCGUACCUGUCUCCAACCACGAAGCCGUGCAAAAAAUAACAUCUUCCCUCGCUCAACUGAAGAAUCAUUCCUCAAAACUUUUGUCACCUGGGCUGUCCAGGAAGUCUCCCAAGCCACUUGCCCAGGGAACGGUACGCGAUAAGGACAAUGAGAGGUUGACACUCAGUCCUGUCACCGCGCAGACACUGGCGCCACCUGUGAUAGCUGGGGGCUUUCACCCUGUCAUAUGUCCAGAUAGAUCCCAGUCUCCCAAGCCAGGCUCUGCAGCCAACCUCCUCUCCCAUCUGGAGACCUGCCUCAGAGCAUCAAAAACAGUGUCUUCCCUGGCCCCAGGGUCCACCAAUGCCAAUAUCCUCUGGGUUACCAAGUGGGUGGACUACUCCAAUAAGUACGGCUUUGGCUUCCAAUUGUCCAACAAGAUGGUGGGGGUGCUUUUCAAUGACAUGUCCAGAAUGGCGUUGUCUUCUGAUGGAAGGGAAAUCAACUAUUUUGAUGUCACAGACAAAAUGUCAACAUUUGCGACAGAAAACAUUCCACCCUCCUUGCAGAAAAGAGUCCAGUUAUUGUUGUAUUUUGGUGCUUAUAUGGACGAGCAUCUGAUCCGUGGUGGAGAUAUUCAAGGUCCUCGUCAUGCAGGAUGUGAGCCUGUUUACAUGAAGAAAUGGUUCCGAACUUCCAAAGCCAUCGUCAUGUAUCUUAGCAAUAGAACAUUACAGAUCAACUUCUUUGAUGACCACACGAAGAUCAUCCUGUGUUACCAGCCAGAGAUAGUGGACACCACCUACCUGGUCACUUACAUCAACCAGGACCGCGUGGCCACCACGUACUUCUUGUCCCAGUUGACCAGCUACGGCUGUCCCGCUGUCGUCCACGACAGACUGCUCUACGCCAAGAACAUGCUGCAGAACAUGAUUGACAUUGAUGGCGAUGAUAUUUAAUCAUGGUGAAAAAUAAUGUUCUUGUGUGGGAACCAUUCCCCGUUUUUUUUUUUCACAACUGAUCUCAAUGCAGUACAAUUGAAUUGCAACAUCACGAUGAUAUAUAACUGAUGAAAGCUGUAGUUUGAGAUGUCAUGAUGUUAUUUUGGAGAACUGGUGAUUCGAUUUUUUCUUUUUGACAAUGCAAUGUCCUGGGUUUGACCAAUCAGGAAGAAAACAUUCUGGUGCUUUGGAGAUAUACAAGUAGAUGCCUUACAUCUUCAAUGCAAUGUUUAUAAUCAUUGCCCUAUACCUGGAUUUGAAGACAUUGUUCUUUGUGUUUCUUUCAUAUAUUAGACAAGUGACUCCAGAACACUUUACAAUUGAGUAAAGGAGGAUUUAUACUUAAGACAUGGAUCGCAUCAAAGAAUAAUAUGACUUUUUCAUCUUAACUGUUUUCAUGUGAAAACACUUCAAAAGAAAAAAAAACGACUUCCCUGAUACUUCUGCCUUCACUUUAUAAGAAGAAUUAUGAAUGUGUUCUUCACAUGCUUAUACAAGAGAAAAGUUCUACCAUUUUUUACCAAAUAGAAAAGCAUGAUUUUUACACUUACAGCUCUUGAGUGCAAAACAGUAACAGGUACAAUGUUCAACUGUCAGUUACUGCAAGGCAAUACAAUGGCAGCAAUUGAGGCUUCCUAAUUUGUCUAUUCACUGUGGUAUCAAAACCAAAAGGGUGGAACCAAUAUCCAAAAUGUCUUCCAUGUACUUAUAUCAGGGAUUGUGAGCAAUAUGUUUGUAAGGCAAACUUUAGACAGAUCUCUUGUGAUUUAAGAUUCAGUUUAUAGGAAAGUGCCAUUGGAAUUCCAAAAUAAUGGUGUGUAUAUAAUUAUCUAUAUAUAAGGGUACUCUUCCAACUGUUUAAUUUUUUUUUUCAGUGAUCUCAUUAUUUAUCUCAUUAACAUUGUUAUAGAUGUUAAGCCAAGUUUUAAUCAGCUAAGGGUAACUUGAACUUAUGAAAAAUUUUCCUUGUAAAACCCAAGUUUGUUUCAUUUUGUGGGUAAUUUUGAAAAUUCCGUUUUUGUAAGGCUUGUGAUUUUGGUGCUGUUUCCCAUUUGGAGGUAAAAAUUAUAUUAUCAAGCAAUGCAUACAUGGGAGAGAAUGUACAUUCCACAGUAUGCUCAGAAUCAAAAUGAGUAUUGUAAAUACAUACCAGUUAAAGUGUUAUAGGUUGAUUUUGUUUCAAGUGCAAUGCUUUUUUUUCUUUGUACAUAAGUUUUCAGUUGUCAUAUCUUAUGUUAAGGCAAUUUUGUUUGUGAACAGCCUAAUGGUGUUGAAGACAAGGUGAAAAUUGAGUGUUGUGGACUGCAAUGUUUUCAUUGAAUGAGGUUGCACAUCCCAUCUUGAUGGUGAGAACUUGGUUUUCUUUCAGAAGUUGUGAAAGA
Molecule: messenger RNA, 2754 nt
Organism: Lingula anatina
Lineage: Eukaryota; Metazoa; Brachiopoda; Lingulata; Lingulida; Lingulidae
Product: serine/threonine-protein kinase PLK1
Biological process (GO): protein phosphorylation; mitotic spindle organization
Cellular component (GO): kinetochore; nucleus; cytoplasm
Molecular function (GO): ATP binding; protein serine/threonine kinase activity; protein binding
Source: RefSeq, a predicted model, not a curated record